AUAAUUAAUAUAUACAAAGAAGUCCCCAUAUUUACCUAUGCCUAGACUGCUAGGGCAGGACAAUAUAAUUCACUUAGUUAUCAUGAAAGCCUAAGGCCCUGUUCACUUUCAUUUUCGUUUCCUGUUUUCUGUUUUCAUGUGAUAAAUUUGGCAACUGAAAUGAGAAAACUUGUUUACUUUUCAUUCUGUUUUCUAUUCGUUUCCAACUAUGAAAACAGAAAGUGGCAACUUCCUGCUGUUUUCGAAAACGACAAAAUGUUGUUUUCACCUGUUUUCAACAUCUGUUUUCUCAAAAACAGGAAACAGAAAUGAAAGUAAACAGGCCC
This is a messenger RNA of Linum tenue, 326 nucleotides long. NCBI's taxonomy places the organism in Eukaryota, Viridiplantae, Streptophyta, Magnoliopsida, Malpighiales, Linaceae. The record is from the annotation of a GenBank genome assembly.